Messenger RNA from Dermatophagoides pteronyssinus (European house dust mite), 866 nucleotides. RefSeq lists its product as uncharacterized. Gene Ontology annotation, biological process: double-strand break repair via homologous recombination. The record is from RefSeq and is a predicted model, not a curated record. Gene Ontology annotation, cellular component: Smc5-Smc6 complex; nucleus. Gene Ontology annotation, molecular function: ubiquitin-protein transferase activity. Lineage: Eukaryota; Metazoa; Arthropoda; Arachnida; Sarcoptiformes; Pyroglyphidae.
AUUUACGGUAUGUACAGACAUUCGAAUUUGGGCAAAAAAAUUGUCAAGAUCCUCAACAUUGUGUUUUUUGUCUGUGUGAUAUGAUGAAAGAAUUGAAAAUGACUGAAAACAACAUUCGACAAUAUUUCGAUUUUCAACAAUUAUUGAAACAAUUUUUUCUUAAAAAUCAAUGUGUUUCUACAGCUCAAUUAGAUUGUUGGCUCAAUCGAAUCAAAGAAAAACUUCAACAUAAUGAACAAAAUGAUCGUAUUGAUAGAGAAUUAGCUAUUAUAAAUGCAAAUCAAACAUUACGUUCAUAUGGAUUUGCUAUUAAAAAAGUUUUCUGUAAAUCAUCCGAUGAAACAUUCUAUACAUUGAUCAAUGAAACUGAAGAUGCUUUAACUGCCAAAUCAAUGUGGACACGAAAUGAAAAUUCAUUUUACUAUCUGUUGGUUGAUGCAAUUGUCAAAUCAUUUUUGCAAAUCGAUGACAACGAUGAUAAUGAUGGUUUCAAUUUGAAUGAACAUUUAGCAAUUGGAAUGACAUCGGCAAACAAUGUGGCACGAAAUACAAAUAUAACAAUCAUUUUGGGUGAGAAAAUUCUUAAAAAUUGGAUCAAUCAAUAUUGGUUUAAGAAAAUUGAUCGAGGUAGUAAAAUAACAUUAGGUGUUCGAACAUUAACACAAAAAAGUGGCUAUCUAAUACGUAAAUAUAAUCUAUCUGCUUGUAAACAUUGUGGCCUUGUUUGUUUUUAUGGCUCAAAAUGUACAAAAUGUAAUAUUUGUUGGCAUGAAAAAUGUUUACAAUCAUCCAACAACAAUACUUGUUCAUCAUGUAACCAACCAUUAUCCAACAAUCAAAUUUGUAAAUGAUAACAUUUGAUAUUU